CCUUUAAGUCACAACCUACUGCUCUGACACAUUUGUCUGAUUUAAAAAAGGUAGAUCGGUCUAAUUUGAAUUGGAAAACUGAUUAGCCCUUGGUUAAACUGCUGGCUGGCCAAACCAUUGCUGAAUUCGCCAUACUAGCAUACUACUCUUGCUAUUUUUGCUAUAGAAAGAAAUGGGAAAAAUAGUAAGAGUAGUAUGCUAGUAGUAUGCAACUGCCUGUGUGGCCAAGUCCGCGGUUUUCCCGCGGAAUUGGGCUACUUUAACACUAUUGCCACGGUUUGUUUUUCAUGUCCGCGGGUUGAAGCAACCCCAAAUAACAUUCGGGAAUGCGAAUUUUACCAAGAGAACCCCCCUCAAAAGCGAUCGAGCUAGUUUUGAGUAGAAAUUAGGCGGGUUUUGUUGUGAAAACCUGGCAACCCUGCGAGACACUCCCACUGACUGGCUGUCACGAUCAAUCGUUUCUAAAUCUACUGCGCAUGUGUGGUUUUGCCAGCGGUGCGACGCAACGGUCCCACUCCCUAAAUUGCGGAUCAAAACAGUCGCUGUACGUUAGGGUCUGGGGACUCGGUUGUUUUUACAUUUUUAACAGCCAGCCUCACAAAUCGAGGAGGUUGAAACACAAGGAAAAAGAAACCAGACUAAACCGAAACUAUUUACUCAGUCAACUACUAGCGACUCAAGUUCCCAUGGCACAUUCAGCAAGUCCAGUGGCCACUCCGUGUGUGUCCAAAGUGGAGCUGACGGUCUCCUGUGAAAACCUGCUGGACAUGGAUGUGGGGUCCAAAUCAGACCCGCUGUGUGUCCUGCUUAUGAAUACGUCUGGAAACCAGUGGUUUGAAGUCGAUCGAACUGAGAGGAUUAAGAACUGCCUGAACCCAAAAUUUGCCAAGAAGUUUGUUGUCGAUUACUACUUUGAGCUCGUUCAGAAGCUCAGAUUUGGCGUCUAUGAUAUUGACAAUAAAACCAUCGAUUUAAGUGAUGACGACUUCCUGGGCGAGUUGGAGUGCUCGCUAGGUCAGAUUGUUUCCAGUUGCAAGCUGACAAGACCUUUGGUACUGAAGAACAAAAGACCUGCUGGAAAGGGAGUAAUUACGAUCAGUGCAGAGGAAAUCAAGGACAACAGAGUUGUGAAUUUUGAGGUGGAGGCCAGAAAAUUGGACAAAAAGGAUUUCUUUGGAAAAUCAGACCCCUACCUGGAAUUUUACAGGCAGACGGAAAGAGGCUGGCAGCUUGCUCACAGAACUGAGGUGGUGAAGAAUAACUUGAAUCCUUGCUGGAGGCCUUUUAAAAUCCCUCUGCGGUCUCUCUGUGCAGGGGACAUGGACAAACCAAUUAAGGUUGAAUGUUACGAUUAUGACAACGAUGGAUCUCAUGAUUUGAUUGGGAUUUUUGAGACCACUAUGAAGCGUCUUCAAGAGGCCACCCGCAGCGCUCCAGCCGAGUUUGACUGUGUAAACAGUAAGAAGAAACAGAAGAAAAAAAAUUAUAAGAACUCUGGAGUAGUGAGUGUGAAAGUUUGUCAGAUUACCAGGGAAUACACCUUUCUAGACUAUAUCAUGGGAGGCUGCCAGAUAAAUUUCACUGUGGGCGUGGACUUCACAGGGUCAAAUGGUGACCCCAGGUUACCUGAAUCUUUACAUUACAUCAGUCCUCAAGGUGUGAAUGAAUAUCUCUCAGCCAUCUGGUCAGUUGGUCUUGUGGUCCAGGACUAUGACAGUGACAAAAUGUUUCCUGCUUUUGGAUUUGGUGCCCAGAUUCCUCCUACAUGGCAGGUGUCGCACGAGUUUCCUCUCAACUUCAAUCCUGCAAAUCCAUUCUGUGCAGGUGUGGAGGGAGUGGUGGAGGCCUACCGUAUCUGCCUACCUCAGGUCAAACUUUACGGCCCUACGAACUUCGCUCCUAUUAUUAACCACGUGGCUCGUUUCGCACAGCAGGCUUUACAGCAGAAGACAGCGUCGCAAUACUACGUCCUGCUAAUCAUCACGGAUGGAGUGAUCACGGACAUGGAUCAGACGCGUGGGGCCAUAGUCGCCGCCUCACGCUUGCCCAUGUCGAUCAUCAUCGUGGGUGUAGGCAAAGCCGACUUCACUGACAUGGAGAUUCUGGACGGAGAUGAUGGACGUCUGACGACUAUCAUGGGAGAACCGGCUGUACGUGACAUCGUGCAGUUUGUGCCAUUCAGAAAGUUCCACAACGCCCCAAGGGAAAUGCUUGCCCAAUGUGUACUGGCAGAAUUACCACAACAAGUCACAUCCUACUUCAGCUAUAUUAACCUGCCGCCGCCACGCGAGCCAAAAAAUCCAUAGACAUUCUCCUAAAGAGGAGCUCGCUAAGUGUGUUCUGGCGGAGGUUCCUGGUCAGGUCGUCACCUUCUUUAACAUGAUGAAGCUUACACCUCCGAAGUCAAACACUCCAGUGGACGCUUCAAAUGGGCCGACACAGAACUGAAGGACCUGUUUUCUUACUGCAUACAACUCAACAACUGAACAUCACCAACCUGCUAACCUAACUCUAGGCUUUCUUAAAGAGGCUUUUUGUUUUAAAUUAGUUAACUUGUAAAUAAAUAUUUUUUUAUUUUUAUGUUUUCAUGUGCCAAAUGAUCUUGAAAUGGUCUAUUAUGGAUCUUGUUUGUAAAUCUAAGUAUCUUACUGUAAAUGAAGACAUUUACAGUAAGAUUCUCACUUACUCCUUACAAAAUUGUUUACAGUCUUUAUAUUUUCAUGUCAUUAUCAUAACGCUUUUCUGUACAUCAUGUGUUUUUUUAAUCUGUAUAUGAAUUUUUAAUCAGUGCUUUGCAAAGCCAUUUUGUCAUAUCUUAUGCAUAAUGUUAAAUUGAUCAUGUUAAUGUGCCUGAAUGAUUAAGUUACAGUUCCUAUACAAAACAAAAUGUGCCUUUAUGUUUGAUUUCAUUUUAUUAAGAUCAUGUAGCAACUUGCGUGUCAAGUUUGACCAGAAUGCACUUAAAACUAUACACACUGAGAAAUGGUGCUCAGAUCUCAAUCUGCAUGUAUAGAUGAAAGUCAUAGAUGGGUCUCAGUGGUUCAGUCAUGUGCCUGAAUUCACAAUGCAUGAAUACAAUAAUAAUAAUAAUAAUAAUAAUAACAACAACAAUAUGAAAACAUAAUCAGCUUUUCCGAUCAGUAUAAGAUGCAUUUUCGUUUUACAUUUAAUCACAAUGUCUGUACCAGCCCAUUGUGUGCAAUUAGUGCAGGGAGAAAUGCAUUACAUAAUAUUAAUUGUAUUUUAAUUAAAGCUAUUGUCACAUGUUCA
This is a messenger RNA of Ctenopharyngodon idella (grass carp), 3270 nucleotides long. It is a transcript of the gene cpne3, whose product is annotated as copine III. The transcript is spliced from 17 exons. Lineage: Eukaryota; Metazoa; Chordata; Actinopteri; Cypriniformes; Xenocyprididae. Gene Ontology annotation, cellular component: plasma membrane. Gene Ontology annotation, biological process: cellular response to calcium ion; ERBB2 signaling pathway. Gene Ontology annotation, molecular function: receptor tyrosine kinase binding; calcium-dependent phospholipid binding. The record is from RefSeq and is a predicted model, not a curated record. The coding region runs from base 477 to 2306 and encodes 609 amino acids.